This is a messenger RNA of Oppia nitens, 1184 nucleotides long. RefSeq lists its product as uncharacterized. The record is from RefSeq and is a predicted model, not a curated record. NCBI's taxonomy places the organism in Eukaryota, Metazoa, Arthropoda, Arachnida, Sarcoptiformes, Oppiidae. The transcript has 10 exons. The coding region runs from base 38 to 1171 and encodes 377 amino acids.
ACGUUUAACUAAGGUUGAUGUGCCCGCAGCUGUCAUUAUGGGUCAACCCGUUUGGCUCAACUGUUCCUAUGAGUUGGAGAACGAUGAGCUCUAUUCAAUCAAAUGGUAUAAUUCUAACGGAGAGUUCUACCGGUGGGUCCCUAAAGACCAACCGCCCGGACAAAAGUAUGACUCACGAGGAAUAUAUCUCGAUUUAUCAAAAUCAAGUUAUGGCAACGUUUUCCUAUCACAAACCGAUUUGCAUACCGAUGGCACCUAUAGAUGUGAGGUUAGCGCUGAAGCUCCCAGUUUUCAGACGGUUCGCAAAGAAAAGGAGUUAAAAGUUUACAGUUUGCCCAAAGAAGGUCCCACAAUAACUGGCAUUAAAGCACAACAAUAUGGUAUCGGAGAUCUUGUGAACGUCACGUGUCGUGCCGGACCAUCAAAGCCGCAACCAACCCUGUCGUGGCUGAUAAACAGUGAACCGGCAGAUGAGACGUACUUACGUUAUAUACAUAUACCGAAGCGCAGAGAUGGCCUACAAGAAUCGGCACUUCAAUUAUUGUUUAAUGCAGAGAGACAUCAAUUUAUUGGUGGCAUAAUUAAGCUCCGGUGUACAAGUGUCAUAUCACAGGCAUACUCUAUGAGCAGUGAAGAAAUUAUAGUAUCAGAUCACGCAAAGGCAUCCCAUACUCACUCAGUUCACGAGAGUGAUGGUCCUAUCAUUAGUGGUGGUCGUCCCACCUAUAAUGUCGAUGAUGUGAUUAAUCUAACGUGUACUUCAGUCAAGUCUUAUCCGGCACCACAACUACAGUUCUUCAUUAAUGACAAAGAGGCCAGACCUGAAUUUUUGCGAGUCUAUCCCAAAGUGCAAUUUCAAGAUGGAGAUGAAGUAUCACAAUUAGGACUAAUUAUGAGAGUCAAUCCAAUACAUUUGGGUGGAUCAGCCACAACCAAACGUAGGACACACUCGUCAGGCAAAGAUAAUCAACAAAUAAAACUCAAAUGUACGGCAACUAUGGAGAAAGUGAUCGACAGCUCCAGUCGUGAGACCAUCAUUGGCAGUAGUCAACAGAGAUUAGGACUCACUGUCGAUAAUCACUCCGUGCAUCUAAAUCAAGGACAGACAUCAUGUUCAGUACUAUCGACACAAAUGCUUGUGCUGUUAACGUGUUGUUAUACAAUCGUUUGAUUGGACACCUGGA